Formica exsecta is the source of this 2967-nucleotide messenger RNA. Its product is annotated as transcription factor Sox-2-like. NCBI's taxonomy places the organism in Eukaryota, Metazoa, Arthropoda, Insecta, Hymenoptera, Formicidae. The transcript is spliced from 2 exons. Gene Ontology annotation, biological process: anatomical structure morphogenesis; cell differentiation; regulation of DNA-templated transcription. Bases 1112 to 2518 code for a protein of 468 amino acids. Gene Ontology annotation, molecular function: DNA-binding transcription factor activity, RNA polymerase II-specific; RNA polymerase II cis-regulatory region sequence-specific DNA binding. The record is from RefSeq and is a predicted model, not a curated record.
UACAAAUGCUCAGACAGUUUCGUUCUCUCGUGCAGAGUGGAAGUUGUGUCUCCUUUCUUCUGCGUCGGUUAUUCUUCGUUUUCGUUGAUAUACAACAUCGUGGUAGAAGAGCGACCGGGGAAGAAGCAAUAAACAAUAAAAGCACGUAGACACGUGCUACGGGGCUAAGCCUACACACGGGGAAACGUGUAUACGCGAGUGAAGAACUAACGGAAGAGUACCUCGAAGACAGGAACAGUGAUCGUGAACAGUGACUCUUGGUUCGCUGGUCCUCGUCGGUUUUGCUUUUCUGGCCUCGUUUAUUCUACCGCACGCGCCGUUUAGGUGCCAUCGUCGGAUUUCAAAGAAGACCGCCGCAUCGAAGCAUCCGUGUUUUGCUGAUGCGUCGUUGCCGCAUUGUCGUGACGCGAUUCGUCGAGCGUGCCGUGGUCCGCAGCCAGUCAGAGCGGCUGGCGAACGGUACGGAGUGGUGAGAGACUAGCAAGUGAGGGGAAGAAAGUGAUAGUGUCGUCAGUUCUCGCUCGGACUCUGUGACUUACAGAUCGUACGAAGAUCUCUGGUGAAAACUGCAAAAAAAGAGAGAAAAGAAACGAUUGAAUCAUAAAACGGAUGGUGCGUAGGAGGACGGUGUCCAUAGUAUGACGAUCGCGAGUGGUACUUCCUGCCGAGUUCGCGUUCGCACGGGAUUAGGCGCCUCGUGAACGAUACUCGUGACUGGAUCCGAGGAGCUCCACGGAAUAAAGAUCGUAUACGUACGGAAUGCGCCUUCGUAGUUGGCACAUUGUACGACCAGUGCGCCCACGCGAUCGUGUAAUCGAUUGAUCGCACGCAGGUGCCGAGAAACGUGCACGCGCGCGUCAGAAUUCACCACUGACGGAAAAGUGGUAGUUACGACUUAGUCAACCUAGAAUCCGCAGUCGAUUUUUGGUUUACUGCUUCAGAAACAGCUGCGCAUAGAAAACGCUGAGGAAAAAGUGACCGGUGGUAACUCGAUUAACCCGGAUAAACAGCCGGUGAUCGAUCUGAUAAUCUCGGGGUGUUCCGUUGAUUUUCUUGACGUCGAACGGUACUAGAAAAGGGCGGCAAACUGUACGGGCACAGGGAGGAAGACAUGCUCACGAUGGAGACGGACAUGAAGGGCGGCAAUCUGCACGCUCAGAUGCCACCGCAUCCGCACCAGGGCGUAUCGCCGAUGGGUCACCACACGGGGAUGUCUCCUUACGGUAGUCUCGGCUCGAUAGUUCACAGCCCGGCGCUAUCGGGAAGUCCGCCCAGCGCGGGCGGUCUGAGUCUUGGUCUUCAGCAUCAUCAUCAGACAUCUCAGCAUCAUUAUAGUUCGAUGGCAGCCGCCGCCGCUGUUCAGCAACAGCAGCAAAACAUGCACGCAAUGGCAGCGCAACAGAGUGCUCAGCAGCAGCAGCAACAGCAGCACCAUUCUCAUCAACAACAGCAACAAUCGCAAUCGCAACAGCAUCAUCAGCCUAAUAAUCAUAGCAAUCCUAAUAAUCCCAACAACCCUAGCAACUCUGCCAACGCCAAGAACAACAAUAUGGACCGCGUGAAGAGGCCGAUGAACGCCUUUAUGGUAUGGUCGCGCGGUCAGCGGCGCAAGAUGGCUCAAGAAAAUCCGAAAAUGCAUAACUCUGAGAUCUCGAAACGCCUCGGCGCCGAAUGGAAACUCCUUAGCGAGUCGGAAAAGCGUCCGUUUAUCGAUGAGGCGAAGCGAUUGCGCGCAGUUCAUAUGAAGGAGCAUCCGGAUUACAAAUAUCGACCACGACGCAAGACAAAGACGUUACUCAAGAAGGAAAAGUUUCCGCUCGCUGGCGGCGUCACCGGUGUUGGCGGUAUGCUCGUCGAUCAGCGACAAGUUGUCACCAGCGGCGGGCCGCAGCAGCCGCAAUUGUCGCGUGAUGUCUAUCAAAUGUCCAACGGCUACAUGCCUAACGGUUACAUGAUGCACGACCCAACAGCCGCGUACCAGCAACACGUCGCAUACGGCGGUCACAUGGGGAACGCUGCGGCGGCCGCUGCAGCCUCGGCUGCUGCCUACCCCAGGUACGACCCUAUGAGCCAUCACAUGGGCGGCGGUAGUCCCAGCCCUAUCAACAACUACAUGAACGGAUACGGCGGAUACGGCGCUACCACUGUGCCCGGCGGCUCGCCGUCACCUUAUCACCAGGCUCAACCGGGCUCUCAGAUGUCAAGUCAUAGUCCGAGCGGCAGUAGCAUAAAAUCCGAACCGACGAGCCCGGCGAGCGGCGGCAUCCACACGCCGACGCCGACGGCUGGUCCAACAUCGACGAGCGCGGCUGCGGUCGCCAACCAGGCCGUCAAGCGGGAAUACAUGGGCCAGCAGCAAGCGAGCCAGCAAACGUCGCAGGGCGACCACCUCAGGCACAUGAUCUCGAUGUAUCUACCACACGGCCCCGAUCAGCCCGGUGCGGGCGUCUACUCGCCGGGACCAUCGCCGGACUCUCUGCAGCAUCACGCCAUACAACCGCUCUCACACAUGCACUAGUCAAUCACGAGUUUAUCAAUAGUAACAUCUCCAUGGAUAGGCUCGGAGAAAUAUGACUAAAGAAACGAAGCAUAAUAUUUACAUUUAAACGGAAAGGAAUGUUUUGGAUCAUUGUAACCGACGAUAUAGUCUUCGCAUUGCCAGAUGAGAUUUGAUCGAAAGAACCAUGCGUUCGACUCGCGACGCUAAUCUUUUAUCAUUGAAUUGCUGACAAAGUUUUACAAAGGUAAUGCAGUUUAUUCCGAUUCGACGAUGCUGAUUGCACCGACGCUCACUCCGAAUAACGAGAAUUAUCGAUAAUCUUUGUCAAUGUCAUUCGGAGAUUAUCAAUCUUCGCGAAAUUCGUGACUCGAGCGUUAUAGACUCGCAGGAGAUCCGUCUUGUGAUUUGUAUUUUCAUAAAUUGUUUUAUCAAAUUGCCAUAUUUAAUUGUUAAAAAGAUAAAUAUUA